Pseudoliparis swirei is the source of this 5188-nucleotide messenger RNA. It is a transcript of the gene csrnp2, whose product is annotated as cysteine-serine-rich nuclear protein 2. The record is from RefSeq and is a predicted model, not a curated record. Gene Ontology annotation, molecular function: sequence-specific DNA binding; DNA-binding transcription factor activity, RNA polymerase II-specific. Lineage: Eukaryota; Metazoa; Chordata; Actinopteri; Perciformes; Liparidae. Gene Ontology annotation, biological process: regulation of transcription by RNA polymerase II. Gene Ontology annotation, cellular component: nucleus. The transcript is spliced from 6 exons. The coding region runs from base 724 to 2385 and encodes 553 amino acids.
CCGAACCGGGGAGAAAGGCGUCUUCUGCUUCUAACAUCUGCAACAUUUUGGCACUACUCUUCCGAAUGUUUGGAGAGCAUCCACAUUCCGCGUUAAUGAAGACAACAGCGAAACAAGCACCGCCGACUGAACCCGCCCCGGCGUGAACAAGGAUAAACCAACACAGAUGUCAGCGGGUUUCUCUAUCGCAAGCAAUUUUGUGUUGUACAUCAGGAAGACAACGACAUUAGGCUCCGUUGCAUUAUUCAUGUUGCACCGAAAAUGUUGGGGAAGUAAACCGCAGCUGAUCAUAUGCCGUUCCCUCUGUCUGCAGUCGGUCCUUUAAAUAGAAAGGCAUGCAACAUUUAAAUCAAACAUGCAGGUCUAACACACAGCAGCUCCUGCUUUCUGUCUCCGCGAUGCAUCAGUGUGCAGAACAAUGAGCAUGGAGCCGAAGUAUCGCCUCAUAUAGUCCGAGUUAAGUGUUACAAAUUGACAGCCACGCCAGAUUACUGGAGGUUACCGUUGCACCACGGUUUCAGACUGGACACUCGGGUUUGACACCAGAAAAAAAAGCAACUCAUAGGGCGUUGGAAGAUUGAUGUGCAGCUAACAUUGGAAAGGGACACGACCUCCGAGUCGGUUGGAAUACGGGUCUCUGUUUCUGCCCCAGUCAGUUGCUGCAUCUGCACAGUGGACCAACUACCUCGUCAUCGCUGCACAUCCCUGAAACACCACGUUUCCAUGGAGGCAGGUUCGUCCCUCAGCCUCAAACGAAGAUAUGAAGAGGUGGACAACGGCUCUCCAUUCUCCACACCUAAAGACUCCGACGAUGACAUUUCCAGCAGCGACAGCGCCGAUAGCUGUGACAGCCUCAACCCCCCUUCCAGCACUGCAUUUACCCGUAAGGAACAGCAGGAGGCAAACGUUAAAGCCACCUCCAUCCUCAGACGGCACAAGCCGUCACCGGGGGGGAAGCAGGUACAUUUUGAUGUGGUGACGGUGUAUUACUUCCCCCGGCAGCAAGGAUUCACCAGCGUGCCCAGCCAAGGGGGCAGCUCUCUGGGCAUGGCCCGCCACCACUCGGCCAUCAGGCACUACACGCUGGGAGAGUUUGCCCGCAAACAGGAAACGAGCCACCGGCACACGUUACGCCAGCACCUGCGCCAAGAGAAGCUCAACGCCCGCAAGAUGAAGCUGACGAGGAACGGCACGGUGGAAUGCGCUCAGGCGGACCUGCUGACUCUGGAGGACAUUUCGGAUGAGGACCUUGACGAGGUGGAGGUGGACAACUGCUUCUUCCUUCAGCCGCUGCCCACGAAGCGGCGCCGCGCUCUCCUGCGAGCCUCGGGCAUCGCCCGCAUCGAUGCCCGGGAGAAAACCGAGCUCCGGACCAUUCGCCUCUCGCGGGAGGAAUGCGGCUGCGACUGCCGCUUUUACUGCGACCCUCGCCACUGCGGCUGCAGCCAGGCUGGCAUCAAGUGCCAGGUGGAUCGAAUGUCAUUCCCAUGUGGCUGCUCUCGGGACGGCUGCGGCAACGGAGCGGGCCGCAUCGAGUUCAACCCUCUACGUGUCAGAACCCACUACCUGCACACCAUCAUGAAGCUGUACCUGGAGCGGAGGAGGAUGCUGAUACAGGGGACCGGGGACCAGUAUGCUGAAUCCGACCAGUUGUCCUCCCCCUCCUCCACUUGCCCCACUUUUCCGGACCUACACGCUGUCGUUGGCCUGGAAUCUGAGCGGGAAGAGAGCGAGGUGCAGACCGUGGUGGAGGUUCAGGAUCUGCUGGCAGAGCAGGACAUUCUGGAGCGAGAAAACGAGACGGCCGUGUUGCACCUGCAGAGCGCCGAGGAGCAGGAGAGGAGGGAGAGGGAGGAGGCCGAGGGGGAGACGCUGCAGCAGGAUCUGGACGCUGGAGGCCUGGCGGAGCAGCCCCUCUGCCUCCUGCCCGGAGCUGUGGGAGGGGAGCUGGCCGAGGUGCCGGGUGUGGAGCAGGACCUCCUGCAGGGGCCGUUCCCCACGGGGGCCACGGUCCUCUGCAUCACUGACAACCAGGAGGAGAGCCCUUCUGACCUCGUCAAGGACUCCACUUCUCUGCUCUACUAUCAACUCAGUCCCAUAGAGCCUGGAGCCUUUGAGAACCUGCCCAGAGUAGAGGACGCUCAACGAGAAUCAGGAGGAGAAGAGAAGGAACACGGAGGAAGAGAGGAGGAGUCAAAGGAUGAUAAGCCCGAAGAGAUCAAAUGCAGGCAGAGUUUAGGCAAGUCUUUGGCCAACGUGAUCCUGUGCUCGGAGGACGAAGUGGAGGAGAGGCCCUCGAGUCCCCAGCAGAGCUUCCCUGAAGUGCAGUGCCAACGGGAGUCCUGCUUGGAGGGAGAAGUACAUCCACUGCCUCCUGAAGUUUAGGUUUAGUUUCUCUGCAGAUAUUUUGCACAAUAGCUUCAUCAAAGAUGAAAAGAAAAAGAGAAAAUACACGUUUCACAUUUAUUACUGCUAUCGUCAAGAAUUAUGACAGGUUGAGAUCUCUUGUAGUGACGGUCAUUGAAUUACGUGGCGCAUGAGGUUGAGUAUUACAAUACGUGAGGGUAGGGCGAUGCUCAAAGCACAUACGGAUCACUCCCUAGAAGUAAUAUGGAGGCAAUACAACAAUGUACGAAAUUCUGUUGGGGGUGAUGAAUGCGGCCUUAAUGGAAAAAAACAUGAAAACACUUGUGUGUAGGAGUCAUUUGUCAAUGAGAAAGUACAGCAAGUAGGGCUUUGUUAAUUUCCAACGUAGCGAACAGCAAAACACAACGUAUGAAUGCUGAUAUAAGCCUUCUGUUUGAUGAUGUAUAACACUAUCAACACUAAACACUAUUUUAUUUUGCAGUGCGCAACAACCUGGUAACUUCAGGGCUCGACAGUAAGGGUUGCCAUUGGCAACCAUUUUUUAACCUGUAAAAAUAGGGACAGCAAAACGCGCACCCACGAAAAACCGAUUUUCUAUUAAUAUUUGUGGAAUUAGUUAUAUUCAAUUAUUUCUGUUACAAUCAGAACCAGACAAUGCUGCACGUGACAAAGCUGCACGUGUGUUUACGAGCAUGUGCACAGUUAUCUCUUUUUUAGAGACACCAUUGAUGGACUGUGGAAAGUUUGACUAAUCCAUCUCCAUCACAAAUGAGUGUGCACAUUGAAUAAACUGAUAAAGAACCAGAUGAACCUGAGAAAUCAAUUUAGCGAAAUAUCUCAGCAUCCUGGAGCUGGACCAAAGCAUGUCCAACACCUCGACAGCCGACACUUCACGUCCACCGAAGCAGGAGGCUCCAAAACAUAUUGCAUCGCAUCUUAUACUCAAAAUAUAAAAAUGGCAACCGUACCUCCGGUUUCAGUCCCCAGAAGCUGCUGCCUGGUUGCCAGCCUGGCAACCACUUUUAAAGUUAGUGUUGAGCCCUGUAAUUUAGACACCCACUGGCUCACUUUCCAUUGCACCAAACGCGUGCCGUCGAGCCAAAUGAAGGCCUCUGAUCGUGCCAUCUGUUGAAAAUAGACCUAAUAAUCCUGGAAAAUACUUGUUCUUGUGUACUGUAUAUGUGUUUGCAAUGUGCAAGACAGAGCCGAGGUUGCUGCUUUAAAAAAGACAAAUAAUAAUCUGCACGCACAUUGUGAACUGAGGGCCGCGGUGUCGUGGUUCUGCUGUAAAGAAGGUCAACCAGCGCAGAGCGGCAGCCUGACACCGGCCUUCGCUGUGGCUCUUGCUCACCUCGGGCUGCAGUCCAAUCUGUCAAAAACUAGUUUACCUGUAGUUACAAUGCCUAUAAUAUUACUUACUAUUUCUUUGAGUAACGUGUCUUUUGUGGAUUAGAUAAUGCUGGUUUGAAGUCCUCACAGUCUUUGUUAUUUUUGAAUGAAAGGACAUUUCUUUCAGAGGCUACUGCUACACUGUAGAAGCAUGUAGUCGAUCGUGUCAUGUUGUGAUGAAAUGCCAGAAUAGAUCUUCCAUUUCUCUCCUCUUUUAAUAUGUCAUACUGUAAGGAAGAGGUUAAGGAAUCAAGUCAAAUUCACAAGAAAAUAGCAUUUAAAGAGUCAAAGAAAGUAGUUAUACAAAAUGAUGUGAUGUUACUAAUUUAUGAAACAGAUUGAAAACAACCGGAAUUUGUAUAUUUUAUGUUUAAUCUGUACAAUAUGUGUGUCCUUUAGAUUAGUGUGUCUAAGUGAGAGAGAAAGUUGAGUAUGCAUGUACACGUUUAUGUACUGUAUUAUGAAAUGGGAGGGGGAGUAUAUUAGUGAGGAUACAUAGUUUAUUCCUGAAAGGUGCUGAUGUUACAGAUUUACAAUUCACUGUUGUGUGUUCUCUCCCCACCCUCAUGAGGAAAUAGGAUUUCAUAAAGAACGCUUCUCGGUGACUGAAAGUGUUGGAGAGCCUCUUGUAGGAACGCAAAAGCUACUGCACUGCAAACCAUUAAUGUGGCCAUUCUGGACCGAGGUAUGUGUAGAUGCAACAUUUCCUGUCCUUUUUUUAAAGAAAUGUCUGAUUAAUACUGAUCUGCGUAAGUGUGCUGACUCUUCUCACACAAAGUCAGUCUUUUGUUUUGAUGCCUGAAAAUACAGCCGUUGCUUUUUGUGUACGGCACGUCAUAUGUAUUCCUUUGCCUUUUUUCUUUAUUGUUCUAAUAUAAAUCUGCAUACGAGUUGCACCAAAGCAGUGGUUUCAAACCUCAUGGAGUGAUGCUCUCAAGCACCACAUUCAACAAAGCAGUCUCCUGUAGUUCUUGUGAGGGUUUAGAUUUAUUGUGGGCCUUUUGUGUGUUCGCGUGACUUGCCUCGACAUCGUGCCAUCUUUAAAAUGGUGAUGAUUGUGAGGUUUUGGGGCAGGGAUGUCUAUGUGUACAGAUUGUAAAGCACUCCGAGACAAAUUUGUAAUUUGUGAAAUUGGGCUAUACAAAUAAACUGAAUUGAAAAAUGGAAUGAUUGAAAGCUGCCUAUAGUUGAGCUUUUGUCCUUGCUGUUCAAGUGAUAGACUUAGGUUUGGGACCACUGCAUCUAAUUAACUCCAGUACACUAUGUGAUUGUGUGUUUCUCUGUGUGAAAGGGGUGCGAUUGUUGAAAAGAAUGAUACGUUUAGACUUCAUCUAAAAGCUAUGAGAACUACUCUCAUGCUAAUUGUUGCCUAAAGUGGCCCAAAAAGUGUUUUAUACAAAAAUAAAAACAAUAAAACACUCAUUUAAAAAAA